AAACAAGAAGAAAAAACUGAAAACAAGAAGAAAGAAGGAAACUGAGGAAAGCCCAGCGGUUGCAAGGACGACAUGCUGCCCCCGCCCACAAGAAAGCGGCUGGUGGGUGGCUCCUCGACAUUGAACUCCAUUAAAACGCAAGCGCACGAAGAGUCAAGGAUUUGGAUACGGAUACGGAUACGCUUUCGUAUAGCGAUUGGCAUUGGCAUUUUCAGGGUCAUGGUCGCAUCAGUUGGUGCAUCCUCAUAGGCCACCAGUAGCAGCUCCAGCUCCAUAUUCACCUUCCAUCUCCACCAGCGGCAGCAGCUGCAGCGACAGCGACAGCAAUAGCAAUCAUGUCCAGCGAUUCAUCGGCGGAGAGCGACAGCGAGUUGUAUGAUCCGCUGGCCGAGGAGCUGCACAAUGUGCAGCUGGUCAAGCAUGUCACCCGCGAGAACAUCGAUGCUUUGAAUGCCAAAUUUGCCAAUCUGCAAGAGCCGCCGGCCAUGUACUUAACCGAAUACCAGGAGCUUACCUCCAAGCUGCACGAGCUGGAGGCCAAGGAGCAUGAGCUAAUGGAGCAGCUCAAUGCUUUGCAGCAGCAGCAGCAGCAGCCGCAUGAGACGCCAGAGGAAACGGCGGCCGAGCAGCCGCAUUAUCAAAACCAAACGCAAAUACUGCAGCAGCAGCGUCAGUUGGCUCGCAUCCAUGGCGGCGUCGGCGGCGGCGGUGGCACUGAUCUCACUGAUUCCGGCCUGGGCGGCUCCAAUCCGGCCAGCCAGUGUGGCACUCUCACCCGCCAGCCCAAGAUCCUGCUGCGCGCCCAUUUGCCCAAUCAGCAGCGCACCUCCGUCGAGGUGGUGGCCGGCGUCCGGCUGUGCGAUGCAUUAAUGAAGGCCCUGAAGCUGCGCCAACUGACGCCGGAUAUGUGCGAGGUGAGCACCACGCAUAGCGGACGACAUAUCAUACCGUGGCACACGGAUAUCGGAACACUGCAUGUGGAGGAGAUCUUCGUGCGGCUGCUGGAGAAGUUCCCAAUACGAACGCACACGCAGCAUCAGUUCAUCCGGAAGACGUUCUUUUCGCUGGUCUUUUGCGAGGGCUGCCGUCGGCUGCUCUUCACGGGCUUCUAUUGCAGCCAGUGCAACUUUCGGUUCCAUCAGCGAUGCGCUGGCAGAGUGCCAAUGCUGUGCCAGCCCUUCCCAAUGGAUAGCUACUAUCAGCUGCUGCUGGCCGAGAAUCCGGACAACGGUGUGGGCUUCCCCGGCCGCGGCACUGCCGUACGCUUCAACGUGAGUAGCCGCAGCCGCAGCCGGCGGUGUAGCAGCAGCGGCAGCAGCAGCAGCAACUCAAAACCCCCUUCCUCAUCCUCCGCCUCCAACCAUCGACAGGGUCGGCCGCCGCGCAUCAGCCAGGAUGAUCGCUCCAAUUCGGCGCCGAAUGUUUGCAUCAACAAUAUACGCUCGGUGCCCAGCGAUGUGCAACGUAGCCUCAUCAUGCAGGCCAGGCCCCCGUUGCCGCAUCCCUGCACGGAUCAUUCCAACUCCACACAGGCCUCGCCCACCAGCACGCUGAAGCACAAUCGACCGCGAGCCAGGUCCGCCGAUGAGAGCAACAAGAAUCUGCUCUCCCGGGAUGCCAAGAGCUCCGAGGAGAACUGGAACAUCCAAGCGGAGGAGAUAUUGAUUGGCCCACGCAUUGGCUCUGGUUCUUUUGGUACCGUCUAUCGCGCCCACUGGCAUGGUCCUGUGGCGGUCAAAACGCUGAACGUUAAGACGCCCAGCCUGGCCCAGCUGCAGGCCUUCAAGAACGAGGUGGCCAUGCUGAAAAAGACGCGCCAUUGCAACAUCCUUCUGUUCAUGGGCUGCGUAUCCAAACCCUCGCUGGCCAUUGUGACGCAGUGGUGCGAGGGCAGCAGCCUCUAUAAGCACGUCCAUGUCAGCGAGACAAAGUUCAAUCUGAAUACGCUCAUCGAUAUCGGUCGCCAGGUGGCCCAGGGCAUGGAUUAUCUGCAUGCCAAGAACAUAAUACACAGAGACCUGAAGUCAAACAACAUUUUCCUGCACGAGGAUCUGUCGGUGAAGAUUGGAGAUUUCGGUCUGGCCACCGCCAAGACUCGUUGGUCUGGCGAAAAGCAGGCUAAUCAGCCGACGGGCAGUAUUCUGUGGAUGGCACCGGAGGUGAUACGCAUGCAGGAGCUGAACCCGUACUCCUUCCAAUCGGAUGUGUAUGCCUUUGGCAUUGUGAUGUACGAACUGCUGGCGGAAUGCCUGCCCUAUGGCCAUAUCAGCAAUAAGGAUCAGAUUCUGUUUAUGGUGGGACGUGGUCUAUUACGCCCCGACAUGAGCCAAGUGCGUUCGGAUGCACCACAGGCUCUCAAGCGUCUGGCCGAGGACUGCAUCAAGUAUACGACCAAGGAUCGUCCGCUAUUCCGGCCGCUGCUCAACAUGUUGGAGAAUAUGCUGCGAACGCUGCCCAAGAUCCAUUGCAGUGCCAGUGAGCCAAACCUUACGCAGUCCCAGCUGCAGAACGAUGAUUUCCUGUACCUGCCCAGCCCGAAGACGCCGGUCAACUUUAACAAUUUUCAAUUCUUUGGCAGUGCCGGCAACAUCUAAGCGGUCAGGCUGUACCUGUACUUAUCCCUGCGCAGCCAAAGCCUCUUCGAAGUGAUCUAUAACUAAAUAUAUAUAUAGAUAUAUGUAUAUGUUUAACACACGACAAAACACACCUAAAACCUUUCUUCCCUCUGUAAAUAAGCGGCGGCGCCAAACUGAAAAAGAGCGAGAGGGCGCAUGCUGGCGAAGAUAUGGCUGCUUUCCUUGGAACUGACAAAGUGCAUUUCUGUUGCGACAAAUUAAUGACUACAAACUUGUAAACUGUAAACUAAAAACUGCAACGCCCAUGUGUACAUAACUGCAUCAUAACUUAUAUACGUUAGGCAAGACUACUGAGCUAAAACUAAAGCUAAAACUAAAACUAAACUAGCUGAUCGCAAUUACAUUAUACACAUAUACUUAUACUACGGAA
Molecule: messenger RNA, 3006 nt
Organism: Drosophila serrata
Lineage: Eukaryota; Metazoa; Arthropoda; Insecta; Diptera; Drosophilidae
Gene: Raf
Product: serine/threonine kinase raf oncogene
Biological process (GO): MAPK cascade; protein phosphorylation
Molecular function (GO): MAP kinase kinase kinase activity; ATP binding
Source: RefSeq, a predicted model, not a curated record